AUGAAACUGAAUUCUACCAGUUUCAUCGUCGUUAUACUUUUAUUAUCGGUGAUUGGCGAUUGUGGGUUUGUUCGAGCUCUUGCAAUUAAUGACAAAUUGGUAUUUAACGUUGUUAAGACAGAAGGGAAAGCCAUAGAUGAGCCAUGGACAGAACAGCAUAAAACGACAAAAGUUCGAUCCUAUAGACAAAUAAGGCUAUUAUCAUUCAAAAUACCCACUACGAUCGCUAGGGACUCGACUGGAUCGAGCUUAUUGGAUCUCAGGGAAGAUCCUAGUGAGAUUGAUUCAAAUCAACGGGAUCCAUUAUUUCUCGGUACAGAUUCGCCAAAUAAGUCGGCAUCAAAAAAGCUAAAAAGUCGCGGUUGGAACGAUUACUUUGGCAGAUGGGGUGGCGGCAAACGUGAUGGCGGUGGAGGAGGUGGUCGAGGUGGUGAUGGUGGAGGAGGCGGUAAAGGAGGCGAUGGUAAUGGUCAAGGAGGCGGAUUUGGAGGAGGCGGAGGAGGAGGAGGAGGAUUUGGAGGCGGAGGAGGAGGAGGAUUUGGAGGCGGAGGAGGCGGAGGAGGAGGAGGAGGAUUUGGCGGAGGAGGAGGAGGAUUUGGAGGCGGAGGAGGCGGAGGAGGAGGAGGAGGAUUUGGCGGAGGAGACGGAGGAGGCGGAGGAGGAUUUGGAGGAGGAGGCGGAGGAGGAAUUCCGCCUCCGCCUAAAAUAACGCCGCCAAAUGUCCCACCAAAGCCCAAACCCGGAGAUCCAGGUAACGGAAACAAUCCUAAUGGUGAUAAUAAUGGAAGCGGUGGACCUGCAGGAUACAGCCAGCCCCCAGCCCAGAACAACGUUGUUAAGCCUGUAAUACUGGCAGUUGCCGUUUGCGUUGCUGCUGCGGCGAUGGUAGCUCUCAUCAGCGCUAGACGACGAUCACGUUGUAACGAGCGUAACCUCCGAUUACCUGACACGGACUCUCUUGGAGAUGGCGAGAGUAGCAUUGAAACCAUAGACCGUCCGGUUAGUUUUAUGGUAAACAUAAAAAAUGCAAUUAACGGGUUAGGUCGGCUAACCGUGUCGCAAGAUGCUGCGAACAUUACAGGCCAAAGCAAAUUCACCGAAUUCAUAACCUGA
Paraglomus occultum is the source of this 1113-nucleotide messenger RNA. The record is from the annotation of a GenBank genome assembly. NCBI's taxonomy places the organism in Eukaryota, Fungi, Glomeromycota, Glomeromycetes, Paraglomerales, Paraglomeraceae.